GUCCCUUUAACGUCCAACUCAUGCGGCGUUUUCUCCUUCUGCCCAGCGUGGUAACUUUGGGAACUCCGCACAUAAGCGCUCGUUCAAUUGAAUAUCAUUUCCACAUGACAGUUUAUUUAUGUGAUACUAACAUAGUUAUUUAAUAUUCUUUGACAGAGUGUUAUCUGGGCCAAAUAUCGUGUGAAAACUGUCAUAUUGUCAACUGCAUGUCAUCUGAUUUGGUCUGGUGGUGGCUGUAGAUUAUUUGGUAAUUUUGAAUAAAAUAACGGUUGAACAUGAUGUCAGAAGAGCUCGAGCGCGUCCUGGUGCGGCUGACAGAACCGGACAACGCUGUUAUUCAGCAGGCCACUGCUGAGUUGAAACAGGCAUUUAAAGAUCCAGCUAUCAUUCCUGCUUUGUGUGCUGUCAUGACUGGAUCUCAAAACCCACAGGUCCGCCAGUCGGCUGCAGUGAUGCUCAGGAUGAGAGUUAGAAAGCAUUGGAAGAAAAUCAGUCCAGACCACCGAGAAAGUCUGAAGGCAGUGGUGCUGCAGGCUUUACAGCAAGAAACAGAACACACAGUUCGUCACUCUCUCUCUCAGCUGAGCGCUGUCCUGGUGAAACACGAGACCCCAGACCGCUGGCCCGCUCUCCUCACUCUAUUAAACCAGUCUACUAAAAGCAAUAACCCACAGGAUAGACAGGUGGGUCUUUUAUUGCUCAGUAAGGUGGUGGGAUCAAACCCUGAGCCCUUUAAACCCCACUACAAGGAACUUCUCCAGCUGCUUGGGACUGUUCUCCAAGACCUGGACAAUCCUACAGCUCUCUACUAUUGCAUUCUCACCCUUACCUCCAUCACAACCUACACCGGCACAGAGGAGAUGAACCUGGUGCGAUCUCUGAUCCCCAAACUGCUCAUUGCUCUUAAACGCCUCAUUCAGGCAGACCAGGACCAGGCCAGCGAGGCAAUGGAAGUUUUAGAUGAGCUGAUGGAAAGCGAGGUUUCCAUCAUUGUCCCACACAUUGCUGAAAUUGUCCGUUUUUGCCUUGAGAUCAGUGCAGAUGUCUCCCUUAGUGAUUCUCUGCGUGUAAAAGCCCUGUCAUGUAUCGCUGUUCUCAUCAGACUUAAAAACAAGGCUGUAUUAAAGCAUAAACUCUUGCAGCCAAUCCUGCAAGUAGUGUUUCCAAUCUUGAGUGCAGCUCCUCCUCCUGGAGAAGAGGACCCAGAGGAUGAGGAAAAUGAUACUGAGGGCGACAGUGAGAAUCCCAAACACUUUGCUGUUCAGGUCAUUGACACAAUGGCUCUUCACAUGCCACCAGAAAAACUCUUCAACCAGCUGAUGCCUUUCACUCAGGCUUGCUUGUCAAGUGAGAACCCGUAUGAGCGUAAGGGGGGUCUCAUGUGUAUGGCAGUGCUGGCCGAGGGCUGUGCAGAUCACAUCCGUACCAAGAUGUUGUCAUCCAUGCUUCAAACUGUGUGUAGCAGUCUAUCAGACAAUAACCAGGUGGUCCGCAGUGCAGCGCUCUUUGCCCUUGGCCAGUUUUCUGAACAUUUGCAGCCAGAUGUCAGUAAAUUCCAUGCUGAACUGAUGCCGUUGUUGCAUGGAUACUUAUCGGCGGUGAAUCAGACCAAAAUCGGACACAUGACGAAGGCCUUCUAUGCCUUAGAAAACUUCUUAGAGAACUUAGGUCAAGAAAUUGAGCCCUAUCUGCCCACUCUAAUGGAAACCAUGUUGUCAGCCCUUAACAAUGCAGAAAACUUUAAACUGAAAGAGCUAGCUGUCAGUGCAAUCGGAGCAAUUGCUAAUGCAGCCAAGGAGAUGCUAUUGCCUUACUUUACUCCAAUUAUUGAGAGUCUGAAGGGAUUCCUGACGGACACAAGAGAGGAGAUGAGGGCUCUGCAGACACAGGCACUAGACACACUUUCCGUGUUGGCCCGCACUGUUGGUAAGGAUGCGUUUAGUCCAUUGGCAGCGGAGUGUGUGCAGUUAGGUCUGAACCUCACAGACGCAGUGGAUGAUCCAGACCUGCGCCGUUGCACGUAUAGCUUAUUCUCUGCUGUAUCUGAAGUAAGUCCUGACUGUCUAACUCCUCAUCUAACUUCCAUCACCACGGUGAUGCUGCUGUCACUCAGGUCCACAGAGGGUGUGACGACUCAUUUGGAGGAAGACAAACAGUUUGUGCUCCUGGACGAUGAUGACGAUGAUGAUGAAGAGGGUGAUGCCAUUUUAGAUGAAGAGGAAGAAGAAACUGAGGUUGAUGACAGUGAUGUUGCAGGAUUCAGUGUGGAAAAUGCUUACAUAGAUGAGAAAGAAGAUGCUUGUGAUUCUUUGGGUGAAAUCGCCUUCAACACAGGAGUGGCGUUCCAGCCCUUCCUGGAGUCCAGUUUCCAGCAGGUCUUUGAGCUCUGUGAUUUCCCACAUGAGGAUGUGAGGAGAGCUGCCUUUGGUGCCAUGGGCCAGUUCUGCCGAGCUCAGCACAAAGUUUGGAAGGAAAACCCAACGGAGGCUAACCACCAGGCUCUGCAUAAGCUGUUGCAGGUGGUGUUGCCUUGUUUUCUGGAGGCGGUGAGACAAGACAGAGAGAGACAGGUGGUGAUGGCUGUACUGGAGUCCAUGAAUGCUGUGAUUAAAUCCUGCCAGGGGGAGGCACUGCAGGCUCCAGGGAUACUGACUGAAAUAAGUAACGCCAUCAAAGACGUACUGAAGAAAAAGACCGUGUGUCAGGAUGUAGGUGGGGAUGAAGCAGAUGAUGAUGAGCAGCAGGCGGAGUAUGAUGCCAUGCUGCAGGAGUUUGCCGGUGAAGGGAUUCCUGUUUUAGCCUCGGCUGUACCAGCUGAGACGUUCUACCCUCACCUUAAUGACCUGCUGCCUCUCAUCAUGAGCAAAGCUAAAUCCUCAUGCUCGGAGGCAGACCGCUCCUUCUCUGUUGGAACGAUUGGAGAAACCCUGCACUCAUUGGUGGGUGUGGAUGGAGGCAGGGCAGUUGCUGGCCGGCUGUCCAAUCGGCUGCUGCCGUUGCUUGUGGCUGGAGUGAGGGACAGUGAUGCAGAAGUGCGCAAUAACAGUGUGUAUGCACUGGGAGCUCUCGCACAAGCCGCCGGACCCAUCGUUGCCUCUGAUUACCCCGUGAUGCUCUCCCUGUUCUCCAACCUACUCUCUAAAGAGUCUGACCUGAGAGUCAUUGACAACCUGUGUGCUGCCCUGUGCCGGAUGAUCAUGAGCCACGUGGAGGGGGUCCCACUCGAGCAGGUUUUUCCUGCUCUGGUGGCUCGUCUCCCUCUGAAAGAGGACAUGGAGGAGAACAAGACUAUCUACAGCUGCCUGACCUUCCUCUACUCACAUAACCCUGUGCUGGUUGUUAGUCAGCUCAGGCCAAUAAUAUCUGCUGCCGCUCAUCUGUUGGGCAUGAAGGAUGUCGAUAAUGAAACACAAAACAGCCUGCUCAUGCUGCUCCGUGGUCUAGCCCAGCAUCACACUCAGGAAUUUCAAAGUGCGGUAAUGUCACUUCCUGAUGAACAGAGAAACAAAAUGACCAUUGCGGUCACUCAAUCAUAACACCUGUCCCUGAUUCAAAGUAUGUAUCCCCUUCCCUUCCAGAAGGCCUUCCACUCUUAUGAAAGCCAGCCAAACUAAUAAUAGAUUUUUUUUCUAUUACAUUAGAAAUGGGCUUAGACAGUUAGCAGAACAUGCACUCACUGGCGUACUCUGCUUUCUGUAUUGCAGCAGAGACAUUGAGACUAUUUCCUCUUAAUUUAUUACAAAGGUCACUUAUGCUUCUUGUCACUUUUAUUUUGUUUUACUUAGAGUUGUUGUUUUUUUCCUUUCUUCGUUUAUUAUUUUUCUCUGUCUCAAUGAAUCUUCUGCUUUCCCAUCUAUAUUGAAUGUUCCAUGAAAUUCUGGCUUAUUUGAGUGUGAAGUUUUGUAUUGCCAUUGCAGUGAAAGAAAUAUAUUUCUAUGAAUUGUUCAAAGUUGUUUCUUUAUUUUUGGUAUGUAUGUCCUGGGAAUAUGUUGAACUUGUUACCCAGAAUUAGUAAGAAACCACCAUGUUUCUGAAAAAGCAUAUUUUUAUUAUUAUAGAAAAAUGCAGCACAAGGUAUGUUGCAGAAUUAUAUUAUACCUCAUUCUGGAUCAUUUUAACUCUAUUGUAUCAGUAAUAUAAUUGUAUGUAUCAGCAAAUUAAACCAACAGAAAUACACUACCAUUUACACUACAAAGUUUGGGUUUGGGAAGAUUUUUAAAAUGGGUUUAAAGGCUACAUUUAUUUGAUGAUAAAUUGUAAAAUAUUAUUAGAAUUUAAAAUAACUGUUUCUGUUUUAAUAGAUUUUAAAUUAAAUGUAUUUGUCAUUUACUUCAGUGUCAUGAUCCUUCAAAAUUCAUUCUAAUAUGCUGAUUUGCUGAUCAAUAAUCAUUUAUUAUUAUUAACGAUGAAACGGUUGAACUGCUUAAUAUUUUUAUAGAAACCAUGAUACAUUUUUUUAAACGUUUAAAAGAAUAGCAUUUGUUAAAAUCGAAAUCUUUUGUUGUGUUAUAAAUGUAUUUACUGUCACUUUUGAUCAAUUUAAUUAUUCUUUGCUGCUUAAUAUAGUAUACAUUUCUUUAAAAAAAGAAUCUUCCUGAUCCCAAACUUAAUAAGUAGAUGGAUAUAGAUUUUAUAUAGGUAUAAGUGUGUGUAGGUAUAGCUGUCAUUGAUGAAAUAUAUGCUGAUUAUUCUGAAA
Molecule: messenger RNA, 4696 nt
Organism: Pimephales promelas (fathead minnow)
Lineage: Eukaryota; Metazoa; Chordata; Actinopteri; Cypriniformes; Leuciscidae
Gene: ipo4
Product: importin 4
Biological process (GO): protein import into nucleus
Molecular function (GO): small GTPase binding
Source: RefSeq, a predicted model, not a curated record